This is a messenger RNA of Dendronephthya gigantea, 712 nucleotides long. Its product is annotated as phospholipase A2 A2-actitoxin-Cgg2a-like. Gene Ontology annotation, biological process: arachidonate secretion; lipid catabolic process; phospholipid metabolic process. Gene Ontology annotation, molecular function: calcium ion binding; phospholipid binding. Bases 22 to 507 code for a protein of 161 amino acids. NCBI's taxonomy places the organism in Eukaryota, Metazoa, Cnidaria, Anthozoa, Malacalcyonacea, Nephtheidae. The record is from RefSeq and is a predicted model, not a curated record. The transcript is spliced from 4 exons.
CUUCAACAAUAAAGCCUAAAGAUGCAGAUUUGGCGCCUCAGUUGUAUCCUUGUUCUUUUUAUCGUUAUAAAUGGACUGGAUGGAAAAACAGUUGACUCAGUGACUCAGAGGAAAAGAGGACUUUACUUUGGUCUUAUGAUAUCAUGUGAAACUGGACGCAGUUUCGUUGAUUACUUGGAUUAUGGUUGUUUUUGUGGUUUGGGUGGAAAAGGUAUCCCCGUGGACAAACUUGACACAUGCUGCUAUGAGCACGACAAUUGCUAUGGGGAUUUGGUGGAAAAGAAACUUUGUCAUCUUGAAAUUUCGACUUAUUCCAUCACCUACAAGUAUACUGGAUGUUCAACUUGUGCUGAACCUAAUCAGUACAGUUGGUGGGAUAGUUUUGGUUACGAGUCAGUCGCUUGUCGCAAAGCAUUGUGUGAUUGUGAUUCUGUGGCUGCCCGGUGUUUCAAGAAUUCUCCGUUCAACAACCACUUCAAACAUUAUGAUCAGGAUAAAUGCGUAUGAACGAUGUCUGGCGAAAAUCGAUAUAAUGAAGACAAUUUCCUACUUUAUUUUGAGUUUUUGAUUUGCCUACUUUGUAGUGUUAAUUACGUAGUUAAUUGUAACUGAACUACAAUCCUGUAGACUGUAGUGUCAACUGUAGGAUUAGUUACAUCAAUGUAAUGCGUGUAGAUUAUGGAGAUUUCAUUUGCAGAUUAUAGUGGAAAUU